Molecule: messenger RNA, 11942 nt
Organism: Dermochelys coriacea (leatherback sea turtle)
Lineage: Eukaryota; Metazoa; Chordata; Testudines; Dermochelyidae
Gene: STUM
Product: stum, mechanosensory transduction mediator homolog
Exons: 4
Coding region: 367-792 (141 amino acids)
Source: RefSeq, a predicted model, not a curated record
AGAGAGAGAGAGAAAGGGCGUGUGUGGGAGAGGGGCUGUGUGUUGGGGGAGAGUGUGUGUGAGCGACUGUGUCUGUGUGUGUGCGUGUGAGAGAAAGGGUGUGUGUGGGAGAGAGGGUCCGUGUUGGGAAGUGUGUGUGUGUGUGUGGGGGGGGGGGGAGACUGUGUGUGCCUGAGCGAGUGUGGCAGCGCACUGCCUCUUUAAACCGAGCACUCAGGAGCCGGAGCGCUUGUUCAGUACAGCAGCCGCCGCGGCUCCCGGCACGGGCAGGCUCCCUGUGCCCCCUGCCCCGCUCAGCCCAGACCCACUCGGGCGCGGCCGCCUCUAGCAGCGGGCGAGCUCCGCCAGCGCCGCGCCGCGCCAGCCAUGGAUCCGCUUCCCAAAGAAGGGGAGCCUGCCCCGGCGGCGGCGGCGGCCGGGGAGCCCAGCAGGGGCGCUGCCUCCUCCAGCGGGGUGGUGGUGCAAGUCCGGGAGAAGAAGGGACCCCUGCGCGCUGCCAUCCCCUACAUGCCGUUCCCCGUGGCUGUCAUCUGCUUGUUCCUCAACACCUUCGUGCCAGGGCUAGGGACAUUUGUGUCUGCUUUCACUGUGCUGUGCGGAGCCCGGACUGACCUCCCCGACAGGCACAUGUGCUGCGUCUUCUGGCUGAACAUCGCUGCGGCACUGAUUCAGAUUCUGACGGCUAUCGUGAUGGUUGGCUGGAUCAUGAGUAUAUUUUGGGGAUGGACAUGGUCAUUCUUGCUAUUUCACAAGGUAAGUUUUUCUUCUAAGUCUUCUCUUAAUUUCCAGUGACUAAAAUCCUGCUUUACCUGCUCCAGCAAAUUUCCACUGAAAUCAAUAAAUGUUUGCCCCAGUUAAAGACGUUAGGAUUCAGUUCAGCAUGUUUUACUCAUUUUCAGGCAAAAUCUGACUUUGCAUGUGUGCUCCCAGUUGCCUGAGUAGGAGACAGCUCCCAGUCACCUGAGUAGGAGAUCUCUACAAGCACAGCCGAGGGAGAAUUUGUUCCUGUGCAUUUUUUCAUAGGCCCAGUCUAUACACAAAGCUGUCCUAGUUUACUUAAAGGUGUGGUGUUAAACUGAUUUAGUUAAAUCAGUGCAAUUUUGUGUGUGACUCAUUUUAAUCCUAAAAGCUCUCGACACUAGAAACUUGUACCACUUUAACUAUACCAAUAUGGUGAAGGGGUACAAUCCCCCUAGUGUGGAUGCAGUUAUAUUGGUAUAAAGGUGCUUUAUAAUAGGAUUGCUAGUUCUGUAUGGGAAGGGGAAUAACUAUAUCAAUAUAAGGCACCUUUAUAUAGGUAUAACUGCGUCCACACUAGGUCAAUGCUGAAAACUUCUAUAUUGGCAUAGCUAUAUCAGGCGGGGUGUGGAAAAAAAAAAGAGGGUUUUUGUUAACCUAGACCACUGCAUUCAGGGAGGUGGUGCUCCUGAACUGACAGAAGAACCUCUGGCUGUGUGUACACUACAGGGCUAUAGCAGCAUAGCUAUACCAGUAUGGUCUCCAGAAUGUAGACAUCCUAGGGUUUUUACUGGUAUAACUACUUCCUUUAAAAAAAAAAUCACACCCCUAACCAAAAUAAUUAUACCAGGGUAGACCAGGCCUUAUAUUGGGUUACCUUGCACCUAUAAAUUUAGAAGUUUAAGCUAAACUGAUAUAACCAAGAGAAUCCACACAGGAGUUUGUACUAGUCUAACUACGUUGGUUUUUAAACUGAUUUAAGUUAAAUCAGUGCAAUUUCUGUGCAUAGAGAGGCCCUUAGAUUUUAGGAUUUUUUUGUCAUUUAAUGUUGCCUUCAAACCUAAUUCCCAUGUUCUAGCUAAGAAAUGCAGAGGAAACCUUCCUUAUUUACUUUGAAAGUGCUAUUUGGAAAAGCAGAAUGUAUUUCUGUUGUCUAUUUAUCUGCACAACAUGUAGAACAAAACUGAAAAUUGAUGCAGAAAUAGUAAAGAAUGCCAAUCUCUUUUCUUUGCAUCCUUUUAUUACCUGAGAUAGACCCAGGCUCCAUGAUUUGCACCUGGAUCUGAAUUUUUCUGAUGUGCAGGGAUGUUUCUAUCAGGUUUAGUUUUUUAAAUCUCUCUCUCUGGCUAUUACUUGUCAUAAAAGUUCCUCAAAGAUACAGAUUGGGACACUUUCCAGUAGUUUUCAUUCACAUUUGUAUUCAAAGGGUUUUACGAACAGUGGAGUAAAGAAAAAGAGAGUGGAAAGCUGUUUUAGGAUUUAAAUAUUCCCUUGCAAUGUUGGACAUUUAAAAAUUGCUUGAGAUUCAAGAAGUUAUAUUGACCAGUCUAGUUUCACUGCCCAAGCUGGGGUGGGGGAGGAGGGAGGUGAAAAGGAAACUGAAUUUUUAAUUUUCAUUUUAAACAUUUCUAUUGUUACUGGUGUCACAGAUAAGGACAAUUAUUUUCUUAAAUAGAUGAGCUCCACAUUGAUGCCAUUAUAAUAACCAUUGGCUCGAUUGGAAAAGCCAGGUGGUAAUUCUGGUAAAGACUUUAUGACCACCUGGAUAAAGUUAAAAGAACUAAUGUUGCCAUGGUCACAUACCAUCAUGAGAAACAGGUGGAGAGAGGUUUUUCUGCCCCUCUCCCCUGACCAUAACCAUCUGGGGAGUAGUCACGGGGAACGGACUGCAACUGUGCCCCAAAGAGAGGCCCAACUCAACCACCAGGUGUUGAAAAAUAGCUACAAAGGUCCAAGUUCAUGAGCACGUGUCAAUGGUAUCAUCCAGGAGGGCAAAUUCUGUGUUCCCAGGGGAACGAGACACAGGAACCCACGACACCAUCUGGGAGGGCAGUUCUUGUGUUCCCAGGAAAAAGGUGGGAGAGAAGACGAGAAGUAGGGAAGAAUAGGGGAUUGGAUCCCAGCUCUUGGAGUGUCUAAAGCUGGGCACUGAAGUCCCCUAGUUGGACCCCUGCAUUUCUAUAGACCAUUUGCAAGCACAAUAGAGAAAAGCCACUAGUGCAUUGCUUCCUUGAUGAUGACAUAAGCAGAGUGACUGGUUACCUUUAUCUGAGUAGGGUGGGCAAGGCCCGGGACGUAAUGAGAGAAGCCUUUCCUACUCCUCUGUCUUGUAUCAGAAUCCAGAAGCCACCCAGUGCAACUGAUUUCUCCUCUCCAACACCUUGCACUCUUACAAAUCCAUCAGCACAGCUGUACCCUGAUUAUAAUGCAUGAGAUUCUGAUGUGCUAGUUAGCAAGAGCACGGAAACAUGGAUGUUAAGGAAGGGAGCAUGAAGAGAUGAGCUCGCUGGUGGAGGCCUGAGAUUUGUGUUCCAAUCCUGGCCUAUUAGCCCAUAACCUACAUCUCAUUCUAACCUCUAGUGGAUGUUUGUCCCCAUCACCAGACCACCCUACAAUCUGGCACUGCUGGGGAGCUCCACGAGAGAGGGCCAUGCCUGGAAAAAGCCAGGGGUAUUUCAGCUAAGCCUGGAAGAGCAGCUGUCUAAGAGAGAUUGCACACAGCUCCUGUCUGGUUCUUGUUAGCAGGCUCUAGUGAGCACUAGCUUCAUACAAGUUUAAAUAAAAGAACAUGCAAACUUUCCUUUAGCAUCUCAGAUGAAAGUAUCACAAAAGUUAUUAAGCCAGCCAGCAGUGUCUGAAAACUGCAGCUGCUGAUACACCUUGGGAGUAAUAUUGUUGUUUUCAUUCCCCUUAACUCUGUCUUCCUCCUGAAAGAUAAUAUACAUGCAUUCGAUAAUGUAGGCAGAAAAGUUCACAUUUAUAGGAAGGGGUGUGUGGAGCACAGAACACCAUUGAAUUUUGUCCCCAUAGGCUCAUCCAUUAUUACGCCUGCCCCAUAUGCACUUCUGCAGUCUCUCCAGGAUCUCUCAAGGCAGACCUGCCACUGCAGACACUACAGUUACUAACACAGCAGGUGCAGUUAGACAGAGAACCAGCAGUGGGGAAGACCAAAAAAGCCAGUCAUCCGCCAGAAGAAAUGUUGCCUCCAGGAAGUCGUGUGCCCUGUGACGCCCAGGGCACAUGCCUCCAGAUGGAGCAGGACAGCCAUACCUAGGAUGAUGCUCGUCACCGCAGGGGAAACCUGCCAAAAAAAAUCACUGUAUUAAAACUAGCGCUGUGGAAAUCCUUCAUUGUGAAAGCAGGAGAAAGUCAUUUCUUUUCAUUUUUGAUGCAGGCCCUCUGCUUCCCUUCCAGAGAUUCACAGACCAUUCAGCAAGCUGCUUGGAGCCAAAUUUCAACCAAGACCUGGGCUGAUUUAUGGCUUUGGGUGGAAACCAGUCAAAAUGGGGCAUUUUGCUUAAGCUUUGCUGGGGGCUAUAGGAUGGGUUUGAUUCCCCAAUUUCAAAGCAAGGCUCAUGGCAACGUAAACCCACUUGCUCUGAAUCUGGGGAAAAUGUUUGGGAGCCCCCUGUGAACCAGAAGGGCUGAGACUGCCAUUAGGAAAUCUGUGUUAGGGACACAGGACCCUGUGGGCCAGUGUGGUUGCUGUUACAAGGGCAGGUUGUGGGGAGUGGGACAUGUAGAAGGCAGCCAGAACGUUCACAUUUGUGCUCCCUGAAUGCAAUGGCACUUGGGCAAGACCAGGGAAGCAAAGGAGCUCUGUUAUCACUGCGCUGUGCUAGCUCCUACAGGCCCCAAUCAGGACCCCACUGCGCUAGGUGCCGUACACACAGCUAACAAAAGACAGCCCCUCCCCCAAGAGCGUACACUCUAUGAUGAGGCAACAAUGGAUACAAGAAACAGACGGGGGAGCAUGAGGUAACCGUGAGAUGGUUACAGUCAGAACAAUAAGCUGCAGUCCCAGCACACCACUUACCCAGUUUGCUGUCAAGUGUUUGUAGGCAUCACAUCAGAGGUGAGUUUUAAGGGGAGAUUUGAAGGAUAAUAAAACACAUCCCAAAGGGGAGCCUGGCUGCGCAGGAUGGGGGCAUUGCCAGUUCCCCUCGCCCUGUCGGCCCCCCAAACACUCUGAGGCCAGCCCGAGGGGAGGGAGCUGCAGCCACUGCUCCCCAGUGUACUUUGCACAAUGUCCCAAGAGGCACUCUGAAUGGGCUAGCUCUGCGUCCUGCAAACCAUGCCUGCCAGCCAGCCCCAAUGCACAUGUGGCUGCAAAAGCUAUAACCCAGACCCCAUUUACUGUCAGAACUGCGCAUCAGAAAGAGCAAUGACCAAGCUACCCCAAAAUGGGCUAAGUCAGCAAUGAUUACCCCAAAAACAAGUCCCCCCACUACACAUGCCCUUGCACAGGGGGAAAUAAGUGAAAGAGAAAAUUCUCUCUCUUCCCCCUUCUCGGCUGACCAGUGGGAUGGGUCCUGUUAAACUUGACCCAUUGCUGAUUGCUUAUUUGCAGCUCACCGAGGCUGUGGGCCAUGAAACAACAUUUUAAUCCUGUUCCCUUCCCACCCCACCCCACAGGCUACAAGGAACAGGGGAUCCCACAGCAGUUGUAAUGGCUGGGACAAGGGCGUUCCACGGAACGUGGUGUGUCUGGCGGCUGUGGGCACAAGGAACUUUCCACUUUCAUUUUUCUUUUCUUUUGUUUUUUUGUUUUUUAAACCAAUGCAUGCAUCUGUUCAGCGGAGCGGAGGUGCAGAGCAGCAGAUGGAGACCUUCACUGAUCCCUUUUAGAACCGGCGAUGAGGCAAACAUGACGUGGGUUAGGACUGGCACAGCCAGCACGUCGUGAUAGGCGGCCAAUCCCGAGGAGGGAGGAAAACACUGGUAGAAUGAGACGCUGCUGUGGAAGAUGGCACUUGGGCUGCCGGUGAGAAGAGUGGGGAUGCUGCUUUCUCCAGCUGCAGGGUGUGAAGCAGCUGGAGACAUUUGCCCUCCUUGUAGUUCACCAUUAAAGGAGCCCAGUGGUGAACAUCAAGAUGAAGGAGAUAUUUAUAGAUAUAUGUGCAGUAUGUAAAAGCCAAAGCUGAGUGGUACCUUGUUUCCUGAGAGUCCUUUCUUGACUGCUUCACGAUAACAGAGGCUCAGCUCAGCCUCUUCUGCUGUGUGUGUUUAUGAUGCUCGCUGAACCUCUGUCGUUGCAGAUGCUCUGACGUUUUGCUUGUGGCUGCUCUAAAUCAUACUUUACUGGUGACCCAGGCUGUGAAUAUGCCCUGCCUGCUUCUACCUGCUGAAAGAAGAGAAAAGACUUGACCUGCCAUGAGCCAGUAACAAACUGGUUCUUACAAAGAAUGGGGACGCCAUGGUGUAACGUGUGCUUUCUGUGGUGGGGUGGGUGGGUGGAGUGAGGUUUGUGCUGUCUAAUGCUUCCGGUUUAAACUGGUAUUUUCAGAGACUAAAAUGCCAGUGAAAGAGACUUGUGGAUAAAUUGCACCAUACUGUGGGAGUUAAUAUACUUAUUGUGUGUGUUUUGUUGCCUGUGUUGCAUGAUACAGUGGUCUUGAUCCUCUUCCAAGUGGACAAGUGCCCAUAUUUCAAAGACCGCUGCAACAGAUGGCACUAACUGAUCACCAUGUUAGCAGUCUUGGCCACUCACUGGAGCAUGGAAAAUUAACUACCCUUUCAAGCCUAGAGUGGUGGUUCCUCCAGGUCAGGGUUGAGCUAUACUGAUAUUGUGAAACACUGCCACUGACUAGCCUUCAAAUAGAUGCAGCGUAAAGAAAGGACUUAAUUCUCCAGGCCCCUCCAUCCAGCAUACUAGAAUGAAAUUCAUAGGAAGAUUGAUGGCCUGACAUUCAGAGGUGUGUGGAUGCUCAGUACUUCUGAAUAUCAGGCUCAUAGUGCACUGCGAACAAUGGACAGAACCGUGUUUGCCAGUCACUUUCCCUCUAUGAGAACAUGAUGAGAGGAGCCAUUCAGAAACAAAAUCAUACUGCCAUUCCCACCCUCUGGGAACUAUCCUUUCAGCAAACUAGUUAAAAAUCCCCAUAGCCUUAAUCGAGACACAUCAAAACAGAGACACGUCCAAGUGCAAGACUCCUCAGUAACUUUCUCUCUCAGACACACCCCUCUUUGUUUCAUAGUUAAGAGAACCAGUGGGAGAGGGGCUAGGGCAUGAAAUCCCACCUCCACAUAGCUUUCUAUCCAGAUCUCCCUCUCCCUGUUUGCUUUUAGAUCAUGCUGUGGUUUUUCAGAGCCAACAGAUCCGUUCAGUUAGAAUGACCUUUGUUUUAGUUUAAAGAGAACAAAAGUAAAGUCUCUAUGGUGGAGCACCAGUGGCAGAUAUGGGUCCCCUUUAUAAAAGUCUGCACUGGACUGAACACAAAAAUGGCUGCCUGGCUCUGCAGAGAGUCAAGUCCUUCCAGAUUUAAAGUGGUAGGGCUCAGAAAACCAAGAAACAACAGUUACAUAGUUAGAUACACCACAGCCACAGCCCCUCUCUCCAGACUGAGAUGUGUCCUGCAUUUUGUAGACCUAUAUGUAAAUAACUACCACAGGUAGCAUGGAUGGGACAGUAACUAAUUUCAACACUAUUGUCACUACAAAGCAGGUAGCUCAGACCAUCUCUAAUCUCAAAUGCUCUUCUCCCAGCUGUAACUGGGCAGCUUGUCUUCACUGAAGGCUGUGUUCAUUCUUCUUCUCAGAAGCCAGGGUUUCCUCCCUCCCCUGCCCAUCACCCUCACAUCCUCCUGCUCCUGUCAGGGUUUCACCGGUGCAUUUCAUUCAUCUUUUUCUGGAUUUCAGAAAGAACUAAGACAGCUCCUCAGUGCAUGCAUCAGAAAGUUUUCAGGAGGGGAGACAUCUUUGUACUCGCUGCACUUCUCUAUACUCAGAAAAAAGCACUUCUCCCAUGGUCAUGGUCAUGGGGCAGGCAUAAUUUAAGGUCCUGCUCCCAUUAUCUUCAACAGAAGCUGGAGCCAGAUUAUUAUUUUUUUAGUACCAGUCAAAAUAAUUCAGGUUUACCCAUCAUCUACAUAAAAACCUUCCUAUCCCACCAAGCUGAUCCAACUUUUCUUCAGUCCACCCUCUCAGGGCAGGUCUACACUGGUUUCUAAAACCCACAGCAGCCAUUCUCAGAGCCCAUGUCUACAGACUCAUGUUCACACUACAGAGCUAAAAACAGCUGUGUAGACAUUCAGGCUUAGGCUGGAGCUUAAGAUCUGAAGCCCAUCUCCCUCCCAGCCUGAGCGACAAUGUCUACACGGCUGUUCUUAGUGCCAUAGCACGAGCCCAAGUCAUAGACUUUAAGGCCAGAAAGAAGCAUUAUGAUCAUCUAGUCUGACCUCCUGCACAGCACAGUCCACAGAACCCCUACCCAUCCACUCCUGUAAUAGGCCCCUAACCUCUGGCUGAGUCACUGAAGUCCUCAAAUCUUGAUGUAAAGACUUCAAGUUACAGCACAUGCCCCAUUUACUUGGGUUCAAACCAGCAAGUGACCCAUGCUGCAGAGGAAGGUGAUCUCCCUCCCCGAUUCCUUCACAACUCCAAAUAUAGCGAUCAGUUUGACCCACCAGCCAAACACCUGGGAAAGAAUUCUCUCUAGUAACUCAGAGCCCUCCCCAUCUAGUAUCCCAUUUCCAGCCCCUGGAGAUAUUUGCUGCUAGCAGUCUCAGGUGGGCCAUAUGCCAUUGUAGGUAACCUCAUCGUACCACCCCCUCUAUAAACAUAUGAAGCCCAGUCUUGAAACAAGUUAGGUUUCAUUGCCCCCCAAUGCUCCCCUUGGAAGGCUGUUUUAGCACUUCACUCCUUGGAUGGUUAGUAACCUUUGCUUAAUUUCAAGCCUAAACUAAUUGAUAGCCAAUUUAUACCCAUUUGUUCUUGUACCAGCAUUUGCCCUUAACUUAAAUAACUGUUCUCUCUCCCUGCUAUUAAUUCCUCUGGUGUAUUUAUAGAAAGCAAUCAUAUCUCCCCUCAGCCUUUGUUUUGUUAGGCUAAACAAGCCAAGCCAAGCUCCUUAAGUCUCCUCUCGAAAGGCAGGUUCUCCAUCCUUCUGAUCAUCCUAGGAGCCUUUCUCUGUGCCUGUUCCAGUUUGAAUUCAUCUUUCUUAAACAUAGGAGACCAGAAUUGCACACAGUAUUCCAGAUGAGGCCUCACCAGUGCACUGUGUAAUGGUAAGAACACUUUUCUAUCUCUACUAGCAAUACCUCACCUAGAUCUGGCCUCUGAGACUUGCUGCCGUGAUAGUAGACAGUGUAGACGUACUCAGAGACCAGGCAUGGGAAAAUAGAUCAGCACUUCAGUCAACAAACUGCACCAAUGGGCAAUAGGUUGAGGAUCUUUCAGACAUGGAAAGGAAGGAGAGUGAGUUCAAGAGUCCAGGAACCUUCUCUGAAAUUUUCUAAGUCUCUUCCAUUUAAACCUGGAUGCUGUUAACUCAAGUACUUUAGCUGAUCUCAACUGCCUUGAUAUCACACAUGGAGACUGCAAAAGAGACUGUCAGGAGCCAAAUCCUUAAUAUAAACAAAGGAUUUUAUGUAGUUAUUUAUUUAUUAGGCCAAAUUUUUGCUGGGUCUAUAUUUUAAGCACACACAGACACUACACAGUGUGUAAGCACCAAGCUAGGAAGAUCUCUAACCAGCCAACAUGCUCACAAAUGCAGGGUUUACAUGUGAAAAUGUUGACGUUUGGCUGAAAAUGCAUCCCCAUAUGUCUGUAUCACAUGGGGAAGGGGGAUGCAGCAUUUGAUUAAUUUGGGAGGGUGGACAAGCCUGUUUCAUCUGGUUCUUCAAGCACAACUGGCACAAAUUCAUAAACAGGAGUGGUAUUGGGGACAGCUCACUCAGGAUAAGAUCAAACAGCACUAGAUUGGCAGAAGAUCAACCAACAGAUUAGCUUUUCUUGCUAUAACUGAGCUGCCUGAGCUAGCCCUUCAUGUGGCCUGGCUGAAUGCUAACAAUAACACUUUUUGCCUGUAGAUCUCAGAGCACUUUAUGAAUGUAGGAAUCUAUCUCCAAUUUACCAAUGAGAAACUGAGGCACAGGGAAGUCAAAAGAGUUGACCAAGAUUAUACAGCAAGCCCGUGGCCUUGGCCAGAUGCCCUAUGCAUUGGACCACAUUGCUAAGCUAAACACCUAGCAUUUUAUACCCUUUAUUAAAGAUAAAUAAAUAUCCUUUAUUAAAAUGUGGCUGCUGUGCAUGUCUCGAAUUCGCCUCUCAGCUCUGCACUGCAGAGAAGAGAUCUGCAGAGUGGAGCAGAGAGGAAAGUUUUGCCCUUAAAAUGUUGGAGGAAGGUAGCUUUAAAAAAAACAAAACACCAACUCUGGAGAGGUUUUUUUUUUUAAAAAUCACACAAUACAGACAGCAGCAAAGUGGGUUUGUUUGAGUGAUAGGUGCCAGUUUUUGCUUCUCCUUAACUGCUGCUAGGAGUGAUUAACAAAGAAAACUGCUAUCGUUGUCAUUAUGCAACACUCAGGCAGAGAGAUGGUUACUUCACUUUGCCCCUUAGAAAGUUCCACAACAGCAGCAUGUUAAAAAUCAAGGCCCAGUUAAUCAUUGGCGAAUUACACUGGAAAUGUUACCAAAGUAUCAUGUGAAUCACCUGUAUUAAUGCCAAGUGAUAAAAUCAUCAGGAUUACUAUUACUACAGGAAUUACCCACAGGAAUUCUCCUCAGAAUUUAAGUCUUUCUGGUAAUUUAUACCAACUAGAAUACAUUACUGCAUGGCUGCUCAUUAUUCAUUGAUCAUUACUAUAAUAGUCCCAUGCACUUCUUAACUUCUUCAGUCUCAAAGAACUCUACAAAUAUUAAAGAAUUAAGCUUCAAAACACCCUGAAAGAUAGGUGUAACAUUGUGGAUUUAGGGCUUGUCUUCACAUACAAUGCUACAGCAGUGAAGCUGCACCAAUGCAGCUGCACCGCUGUGAUACUUCAACAAAGACAUUACUACGCUGAGAUAUUUAAUCCACGUCCCUGAGAGGUGGUAGCUAUGUUGGCCGAAGAAGCUCUCCCAUUGACAUAGUGCUCUACAUGGGGGGUAGAGAAGUAUAACUGUGUCACUCAGGCGUGUGGACUUUUCACACCCCUGAAUGCUGUAGUUAUACUGAUACAGGUGUGUAGUGUCAACCUGGCCUUAGUCCUCACCUACUGUCCUAUAGAAUAUGAUCCCCCUUUUACAGCUGGGGAAACUGAGGCAUAGACCUCACCACGGUCAGAGAGUGAGUCUGUGGUGCACCCAAGAACAACUCGACUGUCAUGCUCUGGCUACUGGGAAUUGCUCUUGGUCUGGGUACCUAGCUUCAUUGCACUAGUGGUUGACCCAAUUCAAAGGGCUUAGUGAUUCAUCCGAGAUGAGGGUGUAACUUAGAUCCCUCUGAUUGUCAAUAGUUUCAGUAGCUCAGAGAUGAGGCAAUAGUACAAAUCCUCUAGAUGCUGCUCUUACUUUUGGAGUCUGAACAUUUGCAUGUUUUCUUUGGAAAUCAGUUUGGAAAACCUGAGUGUUGUAAACAGACCAGUGCUGCCACAGGACACUAAAUUGUCCACAGACAUGUCUCUUGUGACAGCAGAUACGAGACUCUAGAUCCAGCCAACAGAUGCCUCUGGCACAACUGUUGGGUCUGACAUGCUGGAGUUCAGGAUGCCUCAGAAAGUCUCUUGGUACCAAAAGGUGAUAAAAGAUUUAGCAGUUUGUCUGCAUUGCUGAGGUUUUGCCGGUCUCUUUUUUGUCUAACAUUCGGUGUUUUCCAUCUGUGCAUUCUAGCAAGGACAGGAAAAUGGAAUUAAUCAGGGGAUAGUUGCUAUGGAAAUGUUGAACUUGGAGGGGCUGCCUUGUAUCUUCUGAGACUGCAGCGUUUUAAUUAUGUCUGUGUCUUGGCUGCUUUUAUUGCGUUAGUGAUGUUGGCAUAGAAGCAUCAUGCAUUGCAUAAACAGGCUAUAGGAUGUAUAAUUUACGUGCAAGUUCUGGUGUUUUCUUAAAAAUUCCAUAGCCAUUGAGGUAUUUUAUCAGAUUGACUGAGGCAGAAAAGCAGCCAACUUGCCAUUCAAGAAGUUCUGAAAUAUUUAAGAUGAUGCGAUGUUGAGCCCUUCUUGUGACACACAAAAUGCAAUUUUUUUGCCUGGCACCUUAUAUUUGCUUAAAUCAAUUUUAAUUAGUGA